Styela clava is the source of this 4096-nucleotide messenger RNA. Its product is annotated as telomerase reverse transcriptase-like. Gene Ontology annotation, molecular function: telomeric repeat DNA binding; telomerase activity; telomerase RNA binding. Gene Ontology annotation, biological process: telomere maintenance via telomerase. Lineage: Eukaryota; Metazoa; Chordata; Ascidiacea; Stolidobranchia; Styelidae. Gene Ontology annotation, cellular component: telomerase catalytic core complex. The record is from RefSeq and is a predicted model, not a curated record.
GUAACCGGACGAGAGGCCGUGGUCCGCCAUACGAUUAAGCCGUCUUAUCGGCUUUCCUCCCUCUGUGAUAAAUAUGUAAAUCCUAUCCACAACAGGCAUGGACUGGUAACCGGGCGAGAAGCCCUGGUUUGCCAUUUAAUUAAUCCGUCUUAUCGUAUUUCCCCUACCCCCCCCCAGAAUAAAUCCCAUCCUAUCUGUUUCUUGUCAUUCUCCCCAAUAUUUGAAUGUACAGCGUAAUUAGCAGUGUAGCUGCAGUUGUUAUUUUUAUUGUUUACCGUCUUAUUCAAAGACAAAUAAACAUAUAUACCUUAGUCUUCGGACCUGAAUAUAAUUACCUGCUGUUUUUCCGUUAUGAACAGAGUAUUGCUUAUUAGUGGGUAAAAUGUGACAUCAGGAAAUCUUUCAAUUCAAUGGUCCAUUAUUAGGCACAGUUUUGUUAUUGCUGCCAUUGUUUGAACAUUUACCUCUUUUUCUGGUGAGCCCUUGUUCACUACAGUGCAUUCUAUUCAAGAUUACAGGUUUAAAAUACAAUUUUGACACAUUAUAAUUGUAAUGCUACCAUUUCAAACAACAUUUUAUGACUCCUGCUGGACCACUGCAAAUGGCCACCAUUUGCCGAAAAGACACGUGUAUUCGAUACUUGGAAAAUACCACACAAUUGGUGCUUUGCAACCUGUAAACAAAACAAAUGCUCGAAAAUUGGUAUUUCACAUCUUUAUUAAAAAUGACUACAGUACCUCAAAACAGAGGACAACGGGGAAAAGGGAAUCAAUUAUGCAGGACUCUGAUAGACUUUACAUAACAUCAUUGCAAGAUCAUUCUCAAACAAAAUAUGAUCCUCUGUAUAUAAGUGGAUUGAAGACAAGGUUACCCCAUCACUUGUUGAAUGUAAUAGAUAUUACUUAUCAUUUCUUAAAGCAUUUGAAACUUCCAGUAUUGAAGAUAUUAUUGUCAAGGUAUUGUCCUACACCUCUUCUGACUCCAGAGGUGUCCAUAAGCAAUCUUAUACAAGCUUACACCCCAACCAAUAAGGUUUUUCUUUUUAUUCGGUCUAUUUUGACAAAAGUUCUGCCAAAAAAUAUAUGGGGAUCCCUGAAAAAUAGUUCAAAUUUCUAUGGUGCGGUUAGGAGACUGUUGAAUUCAAGAAAACAUGAUAAAAUCACAAUGGAGACUUCAAUCAGAACUCUUAAAAUAGAAGAGAUGAAUUGGCUGAAGGGCAAAGACAAAAAAUUGAAUUUAGAAAAAUUUAUUUAUUGGCUGAUGAAUGAAUUUGUCUUUGUACUUCUCAAAAGAUUAUUUUACAUAACAGAAAACUCUGAUCGUAAAAACAUGAUAUUCUUUUAUCGAAAAGAAAUUUGGGCACAAAUAAUUGGACUUCAUGCUCAACAUCAGGUGCAGUCUGAUUCUUGGAAACUUAUAAUAUCUGUUGAGAAUCGAGAUAAUAGCUGUUGCAUCGAACUUCACGAACAUGUGAAAGGAAACGACAUCACUUUUUAUGAUGUAAGACCAAUACCAAAAACCAAGAAUGUUAGACUUGUCAUGUCAAAGAGGGAAGUUGGAAUUGAGAGAGGGCUACAAAGAAGGCAAGAGCAUAUUUCUAUAAAAACAUUGCUUGUAUUGUUAACAGGGCUUUGGAAAGCACAUCCAGUUAUGAGUGGAUCAUCAGGUUUCGGCAUCAAAUAUAUUCACAAAAAAUGGAGAAACUUCAUGAAGGCACAGAGCAGUCAUGAAUUCAGUAAGCAAAAAAUGAAAAACUAUUUUGUCAAGGUCGAUGUGGCUCGUUGUUUCGAUACUAUUCCACAUAACAAACUACUUGAAGUAUUGAGGCAUAUAUUGUUGAAAUACCCAUACUCAAGGAUACCACUUUCAGCUAAAUAUGGAUGUAUAUCUCACAGCACGGAAGAGGUCUGGGAAAGCUUGAAAAUGUUGUUACAGAAUUACAUUCUUAGGCUAGCUGGACGAUUUUAUAUAAAAACUGAGGGAAUUCCACAAGGAUUGCCAAUCGCUAGCAUUUUAUGCAAUCUGUUUUACGGUCAUUUGGAGCAGCAGGAGUUUCCCAACUUAUUGUCUGACAGCACAUGCCCGAACAGGGUCCUGAUGAGGGUGAUUGAUGAUUUCUUGUUCGUCACUACUGAUUUGAAUGAAGCAUUGGAUUUUUUGAAUAAACUACAUAAUGGUUAUCCAGAUUAUGGUCUGAAAAUAAAUCCAAGUAAAACUACAAUCAACUUUAACUUGCCUGGGUAUGUGAAGAUACCUCAUGCAGAUUGCAUUAAUGUCCUCGACUCUCAUGAACCAUUCCCUUGGUUUGGACAUCUGUUCCUGCCCAAGUCUAAUUUUUCUAAAGAAUCACCAUUUGUUGGCCACGGAAUUGCUCAAGAUUACAGCCGAUGUAAUAAUUUGAAUAGUGUUAGGGAUGUUAUAUCAAUUAAUGAUCAACGAAACAGAAAACGUUUUCCAUUUGCAGCUCAACAAUAUGUUCUUCUGUAUGAGAAGUCUAUCAUUGCGAUAACGAUUACUAGGCUGACUGACAUAUGCUGUGACAGACUAUGCAACUCACAUGCACAAAUAUUAAGGAACAUUUUUGAAAUUUCCAUUUUAUCAUCUUUGCAAUGGCUUGCUCACUUCUAUAUGGACAAAGAAUCCAGAUCAAAAAAUGUCACCUAUUGCAUCCAAAGUUACAAAAAUAUUGUGAAUAUGGGAAUUAUUAAAACUCUGAAGUGUAGAAAAGUGUUAUCUCCCUCUGAUCGCAAUGCUAUCAUGUGGACUUCUCUUAUGGCCCUUAAGAAAGUGCUAUCGAGACACCAUUUUUCUUUCAAAUUUGCACUGAAGAAUUUGAAGCAAGAAAUAUCAAAACUAAUGUGGUUGAUGAAGAAAUCAGGAAUAUGGAAUACAAAAAAAUUGAUGUUGUACAGAGUGACUGCACACUACCCGAAACAUCUGAUGAAACUAAAGGUUACAUGCUAACUAUGUUAAGUUGAUCACACAUUCAUUAUCGUUAUGUCUAUUUCAUGAACAAAUGGUAGAAAAGCAUGUGUAUAUCAGAGGAACAGAAUGUACAAGACCUUACUGGCCUAGGACACAGAUGUCUUCAAAAAUAUUCAACAAAUCAGGACUGCCAUGUUAUAGUAAGACAAUAUACAUCAAAAUAAUCAGUACUUGCCCCUGAUUCCAUUGUGAGAAAUGGAAGUCUGGUAUGGACUGCCAAUUGAUAUAUCUAAUAAAAAUUUUGCUCAGCAGGGAUACAAAGUAGAUGGUUACAUACAAAUUUGGUCAACAUUUCUGAAUAACAUAUGAAGGAAUCAACAUAUGAUUAUUAUUGUGCUUCGUUUGCCUAAACUGAGCACUACUGUAUGAUAAAUACAUUGCACAGUUUAGGGUUAUGUUAUAUUGAAUUUAUAGAUCUGACCAAGAUUUCCAGAGCUCAUGGAAGUUGUCAAGAACCGCAUAAGAGUUACUCUGUAUAAUCUUUCCGAAAAGGAUAAUACUUGUGUGAUUUGGAUGCCCAACCAUCUACGUCACAAGUUCGCCAAUUCCUGUUUAAAUUUUUGAUUUUGGUCAUGUCCCCUUCAUCAAUAACAAAAUUGAACAGGUCUAUGUUAGAAGUUAUUCUCGCCGGAGUAACACUCUUUGGAAUCACUAUCACAUUCCGCUGAAUUUGGUAACGAAGUAAAACUUGAGCCACUGUCUUCAUAUACUUCUUUGCAAUAUCUAUUAAAAUAGGUUCUUCAAAAAGAGUAGGAUCGGAGAUAUCACGAUUUCCUGGGGAACCCAACGGACUGUAACCAGUAACAACAAUACCCUUUGAUUGACAGAAUUCCACCAUAUCAGUUUGGUCAAGAUAUGGAUGACAUUCAAACUGAUGGACAUCUGGCACAUAAGACGUUUCUUUUGACAAACGUUCCAGUUGAAAACGAUUAAAAUUUGAAACUCCGAUUGAUCUAGUCAAGCCAGAUUUCUGUAGCUUGAUAAGUUCUUUCCAUGUGUCAACAUAAUCAAUACUUUCAUCAUUGUUGACAUCAUAAUUCCCAUCUUUCACCUCGACCUGGUUUUCUUUUAAAGCAAAUGGGAAGUGUAGCAAAUACAAGUCUAAAUAUUC